AUGUCAGAUUCAAUAAAUUUAAUAAUCAAUUUAACAAACCCUGAUAAUAAUAUUCGAAAAUCAUCAGAAUUGGAAUUCAAUUCAUUAUUGAAAUGUGAUCCAUCAAAUAUAUCACUUCAUUUAAUUGAAUCAGCAUGUAAUUCAAAUUUAUCAACUGAUAUCAGGCAAUCAUGUUUAUUAAAUUUAAGAAGAAUUGUACCACAAUUUUGGUCAUUAAGUUUUGGUUCAUUUAUAGGACCGCCUAUAAAUCAAGAGAUUAAAACAAUUAUAAGGAAAAAUUUAAUGGAUUUAGCUUUAAAUACUUUUGAAUCAAAAUUAAGAAAUGGAAGUGCUUAUUGUAUUACUCAAAUUGCAUACAGUGAUUUUCCUGAUGAAUGGCCAAGUUUAUUAAAUGAUUUAUAUUUAGCGACUAUUAAUUUUGAAAAUUCAAAUAAUGUUUUGGGAGGUUUACAAGUUUUAAAUGAUUUAUUUGAUGAUUUUAUUAAUGAAGAACAAUUUUGGGAAGGUGGAAUAUGUAGUCAAAUUACUGAUCAGUUGAACAACAUAUUAAAUGCUAAUUUAACUGAUGAAAUAAAAAUAAAAGCUAUAGCGUUAUAUGAAAGUGUUUUAAACAUACUCAAAAGUCCCGAGGCAUUCAAUAAUUUACAAAGAAAACAAUUUGUUAUAAAUCAUGUGAACCAAGUUUUAAAUAUUUUCAUCAAUUUAUUAACAAAUUGUGAUUCUAUAUUGAAAGGUUCAAUCUAUAGAGUAAUUGCAAUUCUAAUUGGAGAAUUUCAUAAGAAAAUCAAUCUUGACUUGAAGUCCAAAAUUUUGAAAAUUUCUUUGAGUGAUUUAUCUAAUAUUGCACCAGUUUAUGAGAAAAAGGCAUUAAGUUCAGAAGAAGGUUUAAUGGAAUAUAAAAAUGUAAUCGCUGAACUUUUAAAUACAAUUGCAUGUAUUCAACAUGAUAUUUCAAUAGGUAAUACUUUGUUUGUUAAAGAUUUGAUAGUCUGUUCAAUUUUACCAAAUGAAAAAAUUGAACAAUAUGAAGCUGACUUGAACACUUAUGUAAGUGAUAUUUCUGGUUUAUCCACUGAUGUAAAUAUAAGAGAAUCAGCACUUGAUUUCUUAAAUGACUUAAAUGAAUCUGAUGCAAAUUUGAUCUUUAAUGAGGUUAUAAACAAUCUAAAUUGUGAAAAUUGGAGAAUCUUGGAAUCUGAAUUAUAUAUUCUAGAAGGUUUAAUGAGUGGAGAUGCUGAAAUAAAAAAUGCUCCAAAUUUAAACAUAUUAACCCAAUUUAUUAAAGAUCAAUCAAUUGUUACAUCAAGAGUUUUUAUAUUGUUGCCAAAAUAUUUUGAGAAAUUUUCAGAUAAUCACGCAAAACAAGUAUUUAUAGAUAUGAUUUUAUUUGCUGAAAAGAGUACACCAUUUAUCAAAGUGUCUGCAUUAGUAAGUUGUUUACCAUUUAAUCAAGUUUUAAGUUUCAAAGAGUUGGAUGUUUCAAUUCAAACAAAAAUAUUUCAAAUUGUUUAUUCAUUAAUUGAUGAAUGUGAUGAAGAUGGAUUACCAGUAUUAUUGGAAGCUAUCAAUCAAGCAAUUAUAAUUAGUCCUAAUGAAGCAACCUCUAAUGAUACAAUUGAUUUAAUUUUUAAAAUUUCAUUUAAAGACACUCAUAAUAUUCAACUAGUUUCAGAUUCAUCUGAUUGUUUAAUUACAUUAUUAUCAGACGUUAAUAUUGAAAAUUAUAUAAAUAUUUGUGAAAAAUCAUUACCAAUGAUUAUAAAUAUUAUUAAAGAAAGUAAAAAUGAAUAUAAUUCAGAUUUAAUACUUGCAUUGGAAUUUUUAGGGAUAGUUAUAAAAUCAUGUCCAACUGAAGAGUUACCAGAAUCAAUAUUUAAUUAUAUAUUUCCAGUCUUGGAAUCUAUUUUAUUAAAUGCUAUUGAUGAUCAGAUUUUACAAUAUGGUGGUGAAGUACUUAAUGAUUUGAUUCAAAAAUCAUAUCCAUAUUUUAAUUCAGAAACAAAUAUCUCAAUAUUAAUGAAUAUAAUUUAUAAAUUUUUAUCACCUGAAUUAUCAGAUUCUGCUGCUAAUAAAUCUGGAUUAUUGGUUGAAUCUUUAUUUUCAAAAUUUUCAAAUUUUAUAAACAUUAAAAUUUUAUCACAUAUUUUAAAAAUGACAGUUGAUAGAUUAGUAAUCGCUAAAGAAGUUCCAACUAUUGAAAAUUUAAUUAUGGUAUUUUGUCAAUUAGUAUUAAAAUCACCUCAAGAAAUUAUCAAUUUUUUAAAUUCAAUGAAUAUUGAAAACCAAUCAAGUUUACAAGUCAUAUUACCUAUUUGGUUUGAAUCUUAUGAAGUAACAAGAGGAUUUGAAAAUAUUAAAAUGAACACAUUAGCAUUAGCAAAGAUAUUUUCAUUAAAUUCAUCAAUAAUUGAAACUAUAAUGGUUCAAGGAGAUCCAUUACCGUUUGAUAAAGAUUUAAUUAUAACUAGAUCAAAAGCAAAAGAAUUAAAAUAUGAAACAAUUUCAGCUCCGUUAAAGAUUUUAAAAUUAUUAAUUGCAGAAUUGGAAUUUCAACAAACCAAUAUACAAGAAGAAAAUGAAGAAUUACAACAAGAAGUUCAAGAAGGAGAUGAUGAUGAUGAUGAUGGUUGGGAAGACGUAGAUGAAAUGUCAAUACCUACAUUUGAAAAAUUGAAAAGUUAUAUUAAUGAUGAAAAACAACAUGAUCAAGAUGAGAGUUUAAAAGGUUUGUUAUUGGAAUUUUUCAAAGAAUGUACAAUGAAAAAUUUAGGUAAUUUUGAAAAUUAUUAUAAUCAAUUAACAGAUAAGGAAAAGAAGAUAUUAUCAGAUAAUUUGUUAUUUUAA
Insectozyma verbasci is the source of this 2844-nucleotide messenger RNA. The record is from the annotation of a GenBank genome assembly. NCBI's taxonomy places the organism in Eukaryota, Fungi, Ascomycota, Pichiomycetes, Serinales, Debaryomycetaceae.